AUGCCAGCGGUUAUUGGCCUGCCCGCUGCAAAAAGCCCUGCAGUGUUCAAGCGAAGUACUGGCUCGAGAGGAAAAAGAAAACCUCCACAGGCGGCCGGGAUGACAUCAAAGGCGCCUGGCGAAACCUCGGCGGCUUCAGGUUGGGCCUGGUGGGCGGCCGGGCAGCGGCCUGAGAGGACGGCCGGUGCUGCAGGACAGGCGCUGUCAGUUGGUGCCGGCGCUUACACUGAUGCAACUGUUUCUCAGGGGGUGCUCACUGCUGAGCCCCUCUGCUACGGCUACAGAUUGGAUAGGUACUGGUUACUGGCAGUGUUUGCUGCUGGCUGGUUCCUGGUCUGGUGCCUGGAUCGUGUCUUUCAUGCGAUGACGGAGUACUACGAGUCACUCUAA
This is a messenger RNA of Trichophyton rubrum CBS 118892, 390 nucleotides long. RefSeq lists its product as uncharacterized. Bases 1 to 390 code for a protein of 129 amino acids. The record is from RefSeq and is a predicted model, not a curated record. NCBI's taxonomy places the organism in Eukaryota, Fungi, Ascomycota, Eurotiomycetes, Onygenales, Arthrodermataceae. The transcript has 2 exons.